AUGCAACUUCUGUCUAUUCUUGGUGCUCUGGCCUUUGUGCCUGCCGUCAUCUCCUCCCCUGUGACCGGCGACAAGCUUCUUGCCCGCGACGAUGACCGGGGCAACUACACUGUCGCUGGCCUCGGGGCUCGCAAGCAAGAGGUGGUUGGCGCCGGUGGAACCACACGGGACCUGGCCAUUGCAAUGCUGGAGACAGACACCAUGACGACCGACUACACCUAUGGUGAUGGAAAGACUGGUGACGGGACCAACUUUGGUAUCUUCAAGCAAAACUGGUACAUGCUGCGUACCUCUUCGUCCGAGUUUAUGGGCGAGACCACGGCCCAGGUGGCCGAUGGGGCGAUUCUAAACUCCGAUUUGGGCAAGGACAUCAAAGCCCGCCACGACGGCGAGGAAAAACUGGGCUUCGACAUUUGGUUUGCCGGUCACCGGGACGGACAGUCUGGGGUCGAGAAACCCAACACUCCGGACAUCAAGGGAUACAAGGAUGCCGUUCUCUGGAUCCAGGAGCAGAUUGAGAGCGAUAAAAAGUACCAGAGUGAUGACACUCGCUUCUGGGUCAAGGUCAAGGCCAUCUAA
This is a messenger RNA of Aspergillus wentii DTO 134E9, 579 nucleotides long. Its product is annotated as glycoside hydrolase family 134 protein. The transcript has 4 exons. The coding region runs from base 1 to 579 and encodes 192 amino acids. The record is from RefSeq and is a predicted model, not a curated record. Lineage: Eukaryota; Fungi; Ascomycota; Eurotiomycetes; Eurotiales; Aspergillaceae.